Molecule: messenger RNA, 2355 nt
Organism: Ramularia collo-cygni
Lineage: Eukaryota; Fungi; Ascomycota; Dothideomycetes; Mycosphaerellales; Mycosphaerellaceae
Product: probable alpha-1,2-mannosidase family protein
Exons: 6
Coding region: 1-2355 (784 amino acids)
Biological process (GO): protein quality control for misfolded or incompletely synthesized proteins; glycoprotein catabolic process; carbohydrate metabolic process
Cellular component (GO): nucleus; cytosol
Molecular function (GO): carbohydrate binding; peptide-N4-(N-acetyl-beta-glucosaminyl)asparagine amidase activity
Source: RefSeq, a predicted model, not a curated record
AUGGAGUUGACACUCACUCUUGUCUUGUCGCUGCUGGCAUGCAGAGGGUAUGCGGUCGUCACAGAUCCAUUGCAAUAUGUUGACCAACUGAUUGGCACGCAAGCUGGAGGCAACGUCUUCGCAGGAGCAAGUCUGCCAUAUGGACUGGCCAAAGCAUCUGCCGACACAGACUCUCAAUCGAACCAAGGUGGCUUCACCACAGACGGAGCGAAUGUUACUGGCUUCUCCGGAAUGCACGACUCCGGUACGGGCUCCUCGUCCCCUUCGCUCGGUCUCUUUCCCCUCUUCGCCUACGGAGAGUGCAAGAACGACACAAUCAAUGGCUGUGUGUUCCCGAAGAAAGCACGGGCAACGCCUUACAUCAAUGACACACUCAAAGCAUCUCCUGGGUUCUUUGGCCUUCAGCUCCAGAAUGGUGUGAAAGCUGAGAUGACGACAACUCAACACGCCUCUCUCUUCCGCUUCUCCUUUCCCAGUGAAGGGAGCGGCAGUCCAAUAAUUUUCAUGGACUUGACUGAUCUGUCCAACUCUCGCCAAAGCAAUGCCAGUAUUGCGGUAGAUGCCACUUCUGGCCGCAUGACAGGCAAUGCACGCUUCCUUCCCUCUUUCGGCGAGGGAGAUUAUGUUGCCUACUUCUGUGCAGACUUCCAAGGUUCUUCUAUUCGAGACAAUGGCAUCUUCGUCGACAGUCGCGGAAGUGCAGAUGUCAAAGAAGUUAAAGUCCCUGCAGGUAUUCGAAGUGGUACCGCCACCGUCCCGGCUGGAGCUUUCAAUCGAUUCAAGUCCAAGGACUCGGUUCUUGUAAGACUUGGGACAAGUUUCAAAAGCAGUGAGCAAGCGUGCAGUCUUGCCGAGGCUGAGAUCCCGGAUUACGACUUUCAAGGAAUACAGACUGCGGCAGAAGAUGCUUGGAGGGCGAAGAUGACACCCAUCAGUGUCUCUACUAACGGGGUUGACGAGAAGGCAUUGAAGAACUUUUACUCCGGCAUCUACAGGACGAUGAUGAACCCGCAGAACUAUACUGGGGUGGUACCUGAUGUGGAUGAGAACACCAUAUACUUUGACAGCUUCUACUGCAUCUGGGAUCUCUUCCGCUCUCAGCUUCCGUUCCUUACGGUUUUGGAUACACCGGCCGUCGAAGACAUGCUCCAGGGACUUCUCACGCUUUACAACAUUCACGGAUGGUUACCUGACUGCCACAUGUCGCUCAGCAAAGGGUAUACGCAAGGUGGCAGCAACGCCGAUGUCGUAAUGGCCGAUGCGUAUCAAAAGAUCAAUUCCAGCAAGAUCGAUUGGGGUUUGGUGUACGAAGCGGUGGUCAAGGAUGCCGAGGUUGAGCCAUACGAUUGGUGCUGUCAAGGGCGUGGAGGCCUCGACAGCUGGAAAUCGCUCAACUACAUCCCCAUUGAAGAUUUUGACUACAAGGGUUUCGGAACCAAGACCCGCUCUGUUUCUAGGAGUCUGGAGUACAGCUACAACGAUUUCUGCAUCUCUGUGCUCGCUUCAGCCCUCGGCAACAUGGCCGACACCGAGAAAUACUCUCUUUCCAGCGGCAACUGGCAGAAUCUCUACAAAGCAGACCAAAUAUCGAACAAGAUCAACAGUACCGAAUCGACAGGCUUCACUGGUUUCUUCCAACCCAAAUACCAAAAUAUGACCUGGGCGUUUCAGGAACCACUCAGAUGUUCCAAUAUCGACACAAACACCACUUCCAUCUGCUCGUUACAAGUGACAGCGGGUGAGACGUUCGAGAGUUCCAUCUGGGAAUACUCCUUUUACGUUCCACAUGACCAGGCAAAGCUGAUCAAGACCAUGGGGGGAGCGGAGACCUUCGUCAAAAGGUUGGAGUAUAUGCAUGACGAGAACAUCACUUACAUUGGGAAUGAGCCGAGUUUCUUGACGGUUUAUCAGUACCAUUAUGCUGGCCGUCCCGCCCUCUCCGCUAAACGCGCACACUUCUACAUCCCAGAAUUCUUCUCCCCAACUGCUGCAGGUCUUCCCGGAAAUGAUGAUUCAGGGACCAUGGGCGCUUUCUUAGCUUUUGCCAUGAUGGGGCUAUUCCCAAAUCCAGGUCAAGACGUCUAUUUGAUUACUCCACCCUUCUUUGAGGAUGUGAACAUUACAAGUCCAGUCACUGGAAAAAUGGCAAGGAUCAGGAAUGUUGGAUUCGAUCCAACUUACGAAGACGUCUAUAUUCAACGGGCAGAGUUGGACGGAAAGGAGUGGACGAAGAACUGGAUCACGCAUGACUUCUUCACGGAGGGAAGGGAGUUGGUCUUGUAUCUUGGGAAAAGCGAGAGUGAGUGGGGUACGAAGGUGGAGGACUUGCCACCCAGUCUGAGUGCUUAUGAGUGA